This is a messenger RNA of Ictalurus punctatus (channel catfish), 3428 nucleotides long. RefSeq names its product nuclear speckle splicing regulatory protein 1 (gene nsrp1). Gene Ontology annotation, biological process: regulation of alternative mRNA splicing, via spliceosome. The transcript is spliced from 7 exons. Bases 109 to 1449 code for a protein of 446 amino acids. The record is from RefSeq and is a predicted model, not a curated record. Lineage: Eukaryota; Metazoa; Chordata; Actinopteri; Siluriformes; Ictaluridae.
CUAAAACAUUCUUUCUAAGAAUUUCUUUGUAUUUUGAGGUUAUUUCAGCGAAUCUGCGGCACUUACUUUUCAAAUUGGGCUUAUAAAAAAGAAGAAGAAGAAAAAAAGAUGGCGGCUUCCGGUGGUAAACAAUAUGGACUCAUUUUAUCCCAGAAGAGUGCUGUAAAAUCAGCCCCCCUCUCACGACCUUCUAUUUUUGGAGAUGAAUCUGAUGAUGAAACGUCUGUUGGUGAGAGUUUGCAAAAGGAAGCAAUAAAAAAAAAGAUGAUGAAGCAGACACGACUCGAGAUGCAGAAGGCUCUGGAAGAGGACAAAAGUGUUUAUGAGUAUGACAACGUGUACGAUGACAUCCAGAAGCAAAGACUUGAAAGCAAUAAGAAGCUGCUGGGAGGCACUGACAGAAAGCCCAAAUACAUAAACCAGCUAAUGCUUGCUGUAGAAGAAAGGAAGAAGGAGCAAGAGCGGCGCGAUGACAAAAAGAUACAGAAGGAGAGAGAGGCUGAGGGGGAAAGGUUUGCUGAUAAAGAAGCUUAUGUAACCUCGGCUUACCGGCAGAAGCUCAAAGAGCGCCAGGAAGAGCUAGAGAGAGAGAAGAGAGCAGCCGAGAUAGAGGCUGUCUUGGAUGUGAAGAAGCAGAAGGACCUGAGUGGAUUUUACAGACACCUUCUGAAUCAAACAGUUGGAGAAGAGCCUCUUCCUGAUCGUAGCGCUGACAGGCAAGAGAAAUCAAAGUCUCCUGUUAAAAUCUUGCCACCCCGAGCAAACGACAGUGAGGCAGAAUCUAAUGAGGAACAGAGCUCUUCUAAAGCAGAGUUCAGCAAAACCAGCACGAACAGCAGCCACUCCAAACGGCAAUACCGCCAGCGGUCUCCUUCAUCCGGCAGCGAAGACGAAAGAAAGAAGGAGAAGAAACGAGAGAAAGAGAAGCGCAGUCACCGAGAGAGAGAAAGAGCCCGUUCGAGGGAUAGAGAAAGAGAAGACCAGUACAGCCACAAGAAAGAGGAAUGGGAUGGCCACCGGAAAGAAAACCGCGACCAAGCCAGGGAGAAGGAUCGACAACGGGAGAGGGAUGGAGACAGAGGGCGAGAAAGAAGGGAUGGAGACAAAGACAGAGAAACGGAAGACAGACAUGGCAGGAGGAACAGAGCAGGCGGCGUGCAGGACAGACAGAGAGAUAGAGAAUACAACAAAACCGAUGUCAAAAAGGAACGAGAGAAGAAGGUGCAAGAAGACAGGAAAGAGAAAGAGAAGGACACACAGGCUUUACCGGUUCAGCAGGACAAAGACACACAGGCUAAAAAUGGUGCUCAAGCCAAAGCAGCUCAAGACCCCAGCAAAUUUGCGAAACGCAGCUGUGAACAGACUGUGAGCUCGGCCAGAGAGAGAUAUCUGGCCCGACAGCUGGCUCGCUCGGCUGCGAAGAGCUACGUCGAAAAAGAAGAUGAAUAAUGGUGUGCUCUAAGCAGAGACUUCACUGUAGAGAUAUUUGGAAGUUAGUAGAAGGCAUGAACAUGUCAAAAAACAAUUACUAAGAAAACAUUCUUGACGUUCCAAUUAUAGUAAAUCAGCCAAGACAUGUGUCUUCACUUUUGUUUUGUUUAGGGCUAAUAUACAGUCCCCUCCGAAACUAUUGGAACGGCAAGGCCAGUUCGUUUAUUUAUGCCAUACACUGAAGACAUUUGGGAUUGAGAUCAAAAGAUGGAUAUGAGACGAGCAUUUAUGAUUUCAGAUUUUAUCUCCUGGCAUUUACAUCUAGAUGUGUUAAACAACAUGAAACAUAGAACCUUUUGAAUCAGAUCACUCAAUUUUUAGGCAAGCAAAGUAUAGGAACAGAUAAGUGUUGAAGUAAAUUAAAGUAAAUAACACUUAAUAUUUGGUUGCAUAUCCCUCGCUUGCAAUAACUGCGUCAAGCCUAUGACUCACUGACAUCACGAAAUUGUUGGUUUCUUUUGUGAUGCUUUUCCAGGUUUUUACCGCAGCCUCUUUCAAUUAUUGUAUGCUUCGGGGCAGUUUCUCUCUUCAGUCUCAUCUUCAGGAGGUGAAAUGCUGCACAACUGGGUUAGGGUCUGGUGAUUGGCCAGUCUAAAACCUUCCACUUUUAACCCCUGAUAAAGUCCUUUGUUGAGUUGGCAGUGUGUUUUGGAUCAUAGUCUUACUACCUGCUAAAGUUCCUCCUGAUUAAUUUGGAUGGAUUUCUCUCUAAAUUUCUCUCUAAACUUCUAAAUUUAUUCUGCUGCUACCAUCAUGAGUUACAUCAUCAAUAAAGAUUAGUCAGCCUGUUCCAGACAAGCCAUGACACUACCUCCACCAUGCCUGACUGAUGAACUUGUAUGUUUUGGAUCAUGAGCAGAUCCUUUCUUUCUACACACUUUGGCCUUUCCAUCACUUUGGUAGAGGUUAAUCUUGGUUCCAGAACUUCUGUGUUUCCUCUAUGUGUUUCUUUGCAAAUUCCAAUCUGACCUUCUGAUUCUUACUGCUGAUGAGUGGUUUGCCUCUUUUGGUAUGGCCUCUAUAUUUUUGCUCUUAAAGUCUUUGAACGGUGGAUUUUGAUGCCUUUACCCCUGCUCUGUGAAGGUUGUCAGUGAUGUCAUUAACUGUUAUUUUUGGGUUUUUCUUCACAGCUCUCAAUGUUUGUCAUCAACUGCUGUCGUUUUCCAUGGCUGACCUGUUCUAUGUCUAGUUGUUAAUACAUCAGUGAUUUCUUUUUAUUUUUCAGGACAUUCCAAAUUAUUGUACUGGUUAUUCCCAAUACUGUGCAAAGGCCCUGAUAGAUUCUCACUCUUUUUCAGCAUCGAAAUGGCUUGCUUGCAUAGACAGCUCCCUUGUCUUCAUGUUGGGUUAUCCUUUUUAACAACAUAUGCAGUCUUCACAGGUGAAACCCAGGGCUCAAACCAUGUAGAUAUUCAGAGCUAUUAAUUCUUUAAACAACCAAUUUAACAGGACAAACCUGGGCAGUACGAAACACCUAUAUAUUUUUUUUUUUCUUUUACAAAUUUGAUUACUUGAAGAAUUUGGUGGGCUGAAACUAAAGCUGCCAUGUUCUAAGUUGUUUAACACAUGUAGGUUUAAAUAUGAGGUAAUGAAUGCUGAAAUUCUGAUCUGUUGUCUCGUACUCAUCUUUUGAUCUCAAACCUGAAUGUCUUCAAUGUAUAGCGAAAACAAUAGAAUCUGCCUUGCUGUUCCAGUUCUUUCAGAGGGUACUGUUUGUUUUUGUAAAAUAGCAGACAAAGCCUAAUUACAAAUUUUAGUUUGAAGUGAAAUUACAUUAUAUGAGCAGUUAGUUCUUGUGCGAUUUCUGAGCUCACCUCUUGUCAUGGCAGAUUUUUAUCCAAAUUAGAAGGAACUGAAUCUAGAUUUAUGUAUUGUUAAUUUACCCAUUGACAUGUACACUUUUAUAAGUUAAAAUAAAUACUUCUGAUAUCCCUAAA